AUGCGGGUGGCUGAUUUUAACCUGCAUUAAACUUUUACACUAAGGGCAACAUCAGCAUUCAUACACAGGACAGAACCAGCUGAGCUGCAAUGAAGGCGGUGUGUCUUCUUAUUCUCGCCUCAGCAACGGUCUUCAGUAUGACCGCCAUUCAGUGCCAAAAUAUACCGAGCGACUCGGGUGGAGAAAGUCCGACUCUGGAUGAGGUCUUACAGCGCACUGAGAACCAGUUGCUUCAGUCUAUUCUGCAGAAAACAGAGGACGAUGAAAACGCAAAUGCAGACUGGCUGGAGAAGAGACAGCACCCGGGCAAACGGCAGCAUCCCGGCAAGCGCGAUGAGGAAGAUUACGAAGAAGAUUACGCAGAUUUCCAAAAGCGGCAGCAUCCUGGGAAACGCGGAGACUAUGAUGACUUUUUCAUUGAGGUCCAAAGAAGACAACAUCCAGGCAAGCGCUCAGCACUGGAGGGACAGAUGUCCAUGCAAAACGAGCUUUUAAACGAGCUCUCCAAGCGCCAGCACCCGGGCAGACGGUACACGGGCUUUGAUAAGCGUCAGCAUCCCGGCAGACGCGCGUUAGAGGAAGGACCAGACAGUGUAGUGGACUUGCUGGAACUGGAUAAACGGCAGCACCCCGGUAAAAGGUUCUGGGACGCGACAGGAACGGAUGUGUCCUCUAACGGGGGCCCGUGUGAUGUACUGGGAUGCAGUAAAGUCAGUCUUCUGCUCCAGCUGCUCAAUGAUGUGAAGCAAAGUCGCUUGGAAGAGAAGCGGCAACAUCCAGGCAAGCGGCUGCUCGCACCAGAAGAGCUAACAGAGAUGGAUUAGGAAGGAUCUGUACUGUGACCAGAAACGAAUCGAAAAAAUAAUAAUUCACACCACAUCAGCUCAUUGUUUUUUUGUUUGUUUACUGUUAAACCGAGCCACAUGAGAUAUAUGCAAUGGUUUGGAAAUGUCGGAUAAUUAAACCAAUAGCAGAUCCUUUUUGGUCUAAAGAUAAGCAUUUUAAGUUGUAUAUGGAUAUGAAAUGCAUUCUAUAUCAGAUUGUGUAUUAGAAUUAGUUUUAUCAAUGUCACAAGUCAUGGUUUGUCAUAAAUAUUAAAUAAAUAAAAUAUUACAGUACAAUUAAAAUAAUUAAUUAAAUAUUAUUAACAAAACAAUAUUAUGACUGUGCCUUGUGAUGGACUGGUGACCUGUCUGGGGUGUCUCCUUGUGCCUACCGUGACCCUGAAUAGGAUAAAGUGGUGGUAAAACAGACAAUUAGUAAAUUAAUGUUUGGCCAUUAUAUAUAAACAGUCCUUUUAUAUAAACAGAUGCCUUGUGU
Molecule: messenger RNA, 1320 nt
Organism: Trichomycterus rosablanca
Lineage: Eukaryota; Metazoa; Chordata; Actinopteri; Siluriformes; Trichomycteridae
Gene: trh
Product: thyrotropin-releasing hormone
Exons: 3
Coding region: 90-824 (244 amino acids)
Biological process (GO): eating behavior; negative regulation of glutamate secretion; hormone-mediated signaling pathway
Cellular component (GO): secretory granule; extracellular region
Molecular function (GO): thyrotropin-releasing hormone activity
Source: RefSeq, a predicted model, not a curated record